AUCAACUAAGAAGAUUUACUUCAGAUAAUUUUCAUUAAAAUAAACGUAAUAAUUCAAUUAUUUUUCAACGAUGGUGAUCUAACUUUCAGUACCACCUCUUUACUUGACCCCCCCCAUUGACAGUAACACGCACUACUGUGAGUGGACAGGAACGAACAGCGGGAAAAAGAAAACGCUCUUUAUAGAGGAAGUAAAUGGGAAAAUCGACAUUGAUUUGCAGUUUUUCUUUAUGAAACGGAUAAACUGGGGAAGAAAUAAUACCUGAGAAGCUUAAAACCUCGAUUUUCUUUCUUUUUUUGGCUAUUUGAUGAUGGAAACAAGCUUGAAAUUGAAACCCAUCGGUUUCAAAAAUCUCCGAUUUUUGUUCUUUUCGUUGCUGAUCUCUCUUCAGAUUCAUCUUCUUGUUGCGGUUCCUCAAGAUUCCGUUGUUGUUUCAGGUCACGAAAACAACUUCAGUAGAGAACCAAAAAUGUCGAGGAAAUUGUCAUUCUCAGUUAAUGUAGUAGGCAAACAUGAUACCACAGCUAUAGAAAGAAUUGCUGCCAACGGCGGCGACAAAGGAGGACAACAUGGCGUCACAGUCGAUGCUGGUGGUCGAAAGACAAAGUUAUCCAAUAAGCGUGGUGGAGCGCUAAUCCCCGUGUAUACAGCCGGUGCAGUGAACAGUAAUCGUCGUCAUCGUCAACAAACUCAACACCACAGUGGGACUAGUAGUGAUACCAUUAAUCGCAUUGCCUCGAGUCGUUUGGUUUUAGUCAUCUUCACGUCUUUCUGCUUUGUGUAUACGUAAAGGUGGGUGAUAUGUUGUAAGCUUGGUGCUUAAUGUAGUUGGUUUAAAUACGUAAUAUGUUCAAGUGAAUUAUAGUAUCUUGUAAUCUCUUACCUUAUUGAGCUUUUGACCUUCUUUCUUUAAAACUUUUUUGGGUGCAGAGGGUAAUAUAAUUGAUAUACGAAA
Molecule: messenger RNA, 955 nt
Organism: Gossypium arboreum
Lineage: Eukaryota; Viridiplantae; Streptophyta; Magnoliopsida; Malvales; Malvaceae
Exons: 2
Coding region: 308-790 (160 amino acids)
Source: RefSeq, a predicted model, not a curated record